Molecule: messenger RNA, 1684 nt
Organism: Betta splendens (Siamese fighting fish)
Lineage: Eukaryota; Metazoa; Chordata; Actinopteri; Anabantiformes; Osphronemidae
Exons: 4
Coding region: 125-853 (242 amino acids)
Source: RefSeq, a predicted model, not a curated record
CGCAGCUUCCUCUGGGGUUGAAAGAACGGCAGUUGGCACUUUUCUAAAGCAGAAAAACGGAGAAAAGUACCAGGAUACAAACAUGUACUGGAAUGUCACAGCCUGAGGACCUUACCAGCGACCGAUGCGGAUCUGGUUUGGAGUCGUCCCUGUUUUUGGCCGCAUGGACAAGAGAAAGAACUUAAGGGGGACGUUCCUAGUCCUCUUCAUUAUCACCUUCAUCGUCAUCUUCAUCUUCCUCACCAAUGUGAGAACACCCAGGAUAUUUAAUUUGAUCCCACAGCCACAUGGGCCUGUGAAACCGGACUUACCUGAAGUGUCUGACCAGACCAUCACCCCACUGGUCAAUACAAAGCACUUACUGGUGUCAGCCUUCAUGGACCAGAGGGUCACCGGCUUUGACAUACGCAUCAUUGGCAUAUUUAGGAGAGACUCCAUCCAAUCACUUUACUGCAUUUUCCUCUGUCUAAGUUCUACUUUGUCAAGCACAACCCCAACAAACAUUUUACAACACGCAGACAACUUUGGUUUUUCCUUCACCGCUACAGAUGUGAUGUGUCAAAUUCCUCAGAGCUGCGACGCCACACACGUCACUCUCCUGACGCAGCCGGAUUAUGUGAAGGAUCUGAAGCAGAAGUGGCUCCCGAUAAGAAACAAAGUGGCGCUAAAGAAGGAGGAUGAGUUUGAGUUUGACUUCACGGUCUGUGUCUCCACCCUGUUCGGUGGAUACAACAAUGUGCUGCAGUUUGCACAGACGCUGGAGAUGUACAGGCUGCUGGGUGUGGACAGGGUGGUGAUCUACAACACCAGCUGUGGUCCAGAGCUCAACCGCCUGCUGCACCAAGGUUGGUAGAGCAGACCUCCAGCUCCACGUGGACACGUGAUUGUACUUGACUUUAAGGACAAGCUGAUACCAAGAGUAAAUAAGACUGUGAAGAAAGCAGGCCUGCUGAGCUCAGGACAGGAGACAAGAGGAUAGAUAAAAAGACAAUUAAAAUAAUAAUACCCUGCAUUUCUCAACUGCUGGCAGCGGACUAACCACCAUGUAAAACAGGUUGUGACAGAUGAGCCAACAGUUGUCCUAGUUGAACCGCGUCCAAAACAAAAGGAUCUAAGAUCCAAAUCUUCAAAAUACCUAAUAGCAGAGAAAUAGCAUCAGGGCUUCAUAUACUUCAUAUAUAAAAUACUUCAUAUUUUGGAAACGUGUGCUUACUGUAUGUCGGCCCUUGAUGGGAACUAACCUGGUCUGGUGCCAGGAUGAAAAAAAACUUUUUAUAGAAAGACUUGUUGCUUCCUUCUCUCCGCCCGUAGGUGUGUGUGUGUGUGUGUGUGUGUGUGUGUGUGUGUGUGUGUGUGUGUGUGUGUGUGUGUGUGUGUGUGUGUGUGUGUGAAUGGUUGUAUGUCUCUGUGUCUCUGUGUGGACCCAUCCAGGUUGUACCCCGCCUCUCGCCCAUAGCCAGCUGGGUUAGGCUCCAGCACCUCCGUGACCCCGCAUAUGGGAAUAAGCGGCUUGCAAAAUGGAUGGAUGGACUUGUUGCUUCUGCUUUUGCUCUCUGUACUUGCACUACAAACAUUCUGUGUUUCCUCUAAUUUCCACCAGAGCUGAUGGCACCAGCUGCAUCGGUAUAUGAUAGUAAAGCCAUUGUUAUGCCACAGAAAGGUAGAAAAUUGUUAUCUCCUGUGU